UUAAAUGUGAUGUUUCUACUUUAUUCGGUUGUCAAAAAUGUAUAUUUAGUCUUUUUCCUGGUGGUCAAAUCUGUGAUGUCACCAUACCAUCACCAUAAGUGGCUGCUGGGAAUAAGAAAAAUGCUUUUAUUUACAAUUUAAUCUGUAGAUUUAAUCAUCAGUGUGUUUUAUCUAUGUCAGAGUUUGUUUGAUGGAAUGUGGCUUUCAAUUAAUAAUAAUUAUUAACAUUACACAGUAGAGGAUAUAUAUUUUACAUAUUGAGUGUUCUGGAGGAUUAACUACACACGAGCGAUGGAGUGAUUGACUUGAUUCACAUGAGAUUUACACGUGUCUGAGCGCUGGCACCUGUAGAACCUCCCGUCAGGAGUUCAUCCUGCCUCAGCGCUGCAGGCCCUUCGGAGUCAUGAAUGUUUAACAGGAACACGGAGGAGUCGUCAGUGUUUAUUUAACAGUGUGGAACAGGGGGGGGGUCGGGGGGGUCCCUGCAGCCCCAGAGUCUCAGCCACUCAGAGCCAACGGUCACCAGGACGGUUCCUUGUGGCGGAGAAGCGGCUCUUAAAGGGGCGGCUUCACCCAUGUGACCUCCAAAUACACAUUUUCCCUCUUAGCUGCGGUGACACGCGACCAUGCAGACGCUUCAGAGACGUGGUGGAUCUCUGGAACUCUAGUUUGUGGCGCUCGCAGCCAUGAAAGCCGUGCACGGUUAACACUGUGGAUUAAUCCUUCCGGUCCUUUGAUAAUAGAUUCAUCAACAGAUUGAUGCACUUACAGAUUAAAGGAGACAUAUGAUGCUUGUUAAAUACGUUCUUUUGUGAAUGUAAAAAAAUUAUAACAAGUCGUAAAAAAAAAGGGAGAAAACACUGAAGCUCCUGAAACACCUGUGAGUCGUUUAGUUAGUUAGUCGUAUAAGAACGAGCUGCGUUCAGACACUCACAACAAAACCAUUAUUCAAACAGCCCGGUGUGAUUAACGACUCUAAAGAAAGAUGGACGCCAUGAUGCCUUCCAGAUGUGAUCCAGAUCAUCUUGGUUGCCUCCUCCAUGUUAGCAGACGGGGCAUACACGUAAAUGAAAGUGUGGGGUGACUCCCUUAUUGAUGAUGAUGAUGAUGAUGAUGAUGAUGAUGAUGCUCACACUGGGAGCGACAAAUAACCCCGCCGCCGUCUCGCUGCUUCCAGUCGAACGCCAGCAGCAGCAGCAACGGCCCGGGGGGGGGGUACAGCAGCCAGCCGGGGCGCCACUCGGUGUCGGUCGAGGUGCAGAUGCAGCGGCAGAGGCAGGAGGAGAGAGACUCGUUCGCCCAGGCACAGCGACAGUACAGCUCCCUUCCGAGGCAGCCCAGGAAAAACCCCAGCCUCAUCUCCCAGGACUCGUGGGAUAAGGUGUACCCCCCCGGAGAGGGCUUCCAGUCGGCCAAGGACAACCCCAGGUACUCCAGCUACCAGGGCUCCAGGAACGGCUACCCGAGCGGCGUCGGUGUCAACGCCAGAGUCCUCCUGGAGGCGCAGGAGCUCCUGAGGCAAGAGCAGCGGCGCAGGGAGCAGGAGGCCAAAGGGAAGUUGAUGCAGGAGAACACGGGUACCGGCGGCUACGACCGAUACUCCACCGCUCACCUGAAGGACCCGGCCUCCCCCAAAGGUCCCUACCGCCAUGACGUGCCUCCUUCACCUUCACAGCUAGCGAGGCUUAACAGAUUGGGGUCAGAGAAAGGACGGCUUUUUUAUUCAUGAGGACUUGUUGGACUAAUGGACAAAGAGCCGAGGGGAGAACUUCUGGGCUCAGGAGCUGAAGGGGUUCACAACGAAGAACCUGAGAACGUGGACAAACUGCAGAUCUCAGCUUGGCGAUGAUCUUAGAGGUAAACGGCUGUGAAGUGAGAUCGGGUCUGUGGGUGUUAGUGUUCAAUCCCUUGCUGUGCCGAUGACCUAUAACCAGUAGCCACCCAGCCGACAGACUGGAGACACGCCCAGUGCCUUCUCUGCAUUCACGGACACGAUGCUGGUUCACACUCGUCCAGAUCUGGAGCCGUCACGUACUGACAAUCAAACGGGCAAACAGGCAAGUGAGAGGUGGUUCCUCUGAGGUACAUGUGUCCCCAUCCAGUGAGGGUUUCAUGCUUUUUACAUGUGGACGACCCCCCCCCCCAGGUCUCAAAUCUCCCUUUGUCCACUAACGUUGAAACUCGGUCGCUGCCGGUUUCUCCGUUCCAGAGUUUUCUCUCCUCAGCGAUCGGCCUCGCUCACAUGAGUCCUCCCAGGGGAGCAGAGGAAACUCAGUGUAUGAAGGAAGCAGGGCACAGUGUGUGUGUUAUUAAUAACCCCCCCCCCCCCCCUCCUCCCUCCUGCUCCUCAUAAAUGAUUCAUAUCGUGUGUUAUCUCCGUGAGGGCGACCCAAGCAGAGAGGGUGGCCAGCUCUGGUCCUCUGCCUGGCCUCCCUGCUCUGAUCUGGGCUUGACACACUGACCUGCCUGCCUGUCUGGAGCUCUGGCUUCCGUCCUCCUCCUCCUCCUCCUCUUCCUCCUCAUCCUUCAUUACUCUCGCUCUUCUCCCACUUUCUUCUCUUCUCACCGCUUCCCUUCCCCUGUACUCUUCCUCAUGCUACCCAAUACCUCCACCCUCCUCCUCCUCCUCCUCCUCCUCCUCCUCUUCCUCGUCUCCCGAGUCCGACUCUGCACUGAAUUUUUCAUCAGCAGCCACCUGCUGCCUGCCGGAGCCAGAGAGCGCUGCCACCAGAGGCACCGACAGAGGGCUCGCCUUCUGACAUGAAGAGAGGAACAAAAAGCAUUACAGAAAGAAAAGAGCCAGAGUGAAGAUGGGUAGAGAGACAAUGUCCUUCCCAGUGUGAGAUUAGUGGGAGCUAGUGGGAGCUUUUCUCCUGUUUUUUAACAAAAGGCAAAAUUGUCCUCAGGAUUUAAUUGCUUUCGAUUGCUGUAAUUGCUUUCUCUAUUAUUUCGUCUUUACCUUUUCAAGCGUUUAGCCGACACUCUUCUCCACAGCGAUUUGAAAAGAGGCAGCAGCAGGUAGAGGCGCUGUCCGGCCGUUAAUGGAGGAGCCGAGCGCUGCUGGCGUUUUACAUAAGGAAAAAUUCAAUAAAGCAGAAUUUCUGGCUCGUGCAGCUCUCGUAGCUGGAUGCAGAUGGUUGUGGUUUUUAUUCGUGCAGGUUUUCAGAUGCUUAUCUCGGGAGUUUACUGAUGUUCCUCCUGAUACAGUGGAGGCGGAUGGAGUUUUGUUUUUCUUUGCCCGAAGCAAAGAAAAGUCACACACAGAAAUAUUUUUACUGAAACGUUGUUGUUUUUGUAAAUGUGUGCACUAGUCACGAUCAGUCGGCCGGCUUGUCCAUAAGCUGGGUCCGAAUUCAGCUGCUGCAUUUGAAGACCAGUUGUGUCACAGCUGUGUAACUAGACAAUCUCAAGUCCAAGUCUCCAACUAGAGCGUCCUUCCAUCGCUGAGAAACCGAUCCCACAGCUCAACUCCACGAUAACCACAGAGCAGACUGGGGCUCCAACUGGAGUCAAAGGUGCACGAUGGAGGGAUCCGACUGUAGAUUGUAUAAUGCAACCGAUAAGUUAUAAUUAUUGUGGAGACAAAAAAUCUCUAAACCUGAACAAGUAAAACCAUGAAUUGUCAGCUUGACCGAACAUCACUGGUGGGAAGAUGAAGAGUGUAGUAUUAUGAAUCAUGUAAUACUAACAUUAAUAAUAAUAAUAUGUCAUGGUUUCUGCAGUGGCUGGGAACUGAUGUCGGACAAAAAGGGAAAUGCAAAGAAAUAAAAUGAAUAAAUAUGUGUCUGUCAUCAAGCUGUGCAAAACAAACAGGCGGAGGAUAAUUGCCCUUCACUCCUACACACUCGCCCAUUUGUAGAGUGAUGCUGCAAGAGAUGCAUUAUCUGGUGCUGGUUAAUGAAGAUCCUCACUGGGGGGGGUGGGGGGGUGGAAGGUGAAUGAAAAUGUAUAAGAUGAAGAAGAAAUGACUCUAAAUGGAUUAUUUCCGUGUUUAAACCUGUUCACAAGGCUCCUCUGCUUUAAGCUAAUUAAAAACCUCCUGUCUGCAUUAUGGAUGUACGUGGAUGUGACAACACAAACACACACUGGGCCCCGUCUCACAGUGUGUGUUUGUGUGUUCACGCUACAAUGGGCUGACGAACCAAACACAACCCGACCUGUGCAGGUGACGCACAAAACAAAUGUAUCAGGGAAGAGAUGGAAAAAAAGAGAAGAGGAAUUGUUUGUUUUUCUUUUGCAUUUCACGGAAUAAAGAGUAAAUGUUGCUAAUAAAUUCAAACUCUUCUGGUUCAUCAAAAGAGGAGGAGACUGUAAAUAAAGAUGGACGACAUGAUGGCUCGCCCAAAAGUGAAGCCAAAACCUCUCAAUCGCCCCCUGGUGGAUGAUUACAGUAUAACCUCCUGCCUCCUCCAUGUUAGCAGCUCGGACCUGGACCAAACAAAACAAAAUUAUCAAAUUACGCACAAAAUAGUUUUCUCAAAGAAGGUUGUUGUCACGAUGUUCGUUCAAAUGUUCAUGUUUCCGAUAAGUUUGAAUUUAAGUUAUUUGAUAAUUUCUUUACAUUUUUAAAUGUUUCUCGACAUUUUGACUUUAUUCUGGAAAUGGAAAAUGAAAAAUAAAAUCCUCUUCUCAUUUUGUCCUCAUGCCCGACCACUCCCCCAUGUUUUUGUUGAAAGUGUUUAGCGGAGCGGCCGACACUUCCUGCUGUGAACACUCGUGUGUCUCAAAGUGCAGACUCACACAUUUUGAAGGAUGUUCUUGACACACACAUAUCAUGUCUUUUUGUUUUCCUUGCUGAUCAUGUGACCCAGUUACGGGGUCGAACAGCAACAAGUGCCUGAGAUAAUAUUUGACACAAAGAGGGACACGAUGUGAUUUGUCUAGUGACACUACAGCACACAAACAACAGUGUGUGUGUGUGUAUCUGUUUUAAUAUCAUAUACAAAUGUGUCAUUUCGGGGGGGGACUCCUUCCUUUUUUUAAAUUGUAUUUUAUUCACAAGAGCCAACACUUACAAGCUGUUGUCAGUGUUUUUGUAUCCUGUUUGAAAUUGCCUUCGACCGUGCUGUGUUUUAAAGUAUAAAAAAAGAAAUGGAAGCUGAUGUGCAAUUGUUCUGUUGUGUUGCUGUUUUUUGCCAGAAAACUUUUACAUGAUAUAUUAAGAAAUGUAAUCAGCCACUUUUCCUGUACAUAUCAAAUUUAGAAUAAAGCGGAAGGCUGUUCAAUCCUGUUUACAAC
Messenger RNA from Platichthys flesus (European flounder), 5238 nucleotides. RefSeq names its product partitioning defective 3 homolog. Gene Ontology annotation, molecular function: phosphatidylinositol binding. Lineage: Eukaryota; Metazoa; Chordata; Actinopteri; Pleuronectiformes; Pleuronectidae. The record is from RefSeq and is a predicted model, not a curated record. The coding region runs from base 1262 to 1729 and encodes 155 amino acids. Gene Ontology annotation, biological process: establishment of centrosome localization; establishment or maintenance of epithelial cell apical/basal polarity; establishment of cell polarity. Gene Ontology annotation, cellular component: cell cortex; adherens junction; apical junction complex. The transcript is spliced from 2 exons.